AUGCACGUGCUCAAGGACUGCGCGGCGCAGGGCCUCGUCGUCGCGCCGCAGCUCGCCGCCGAGGCGGUGCGGCUGCUGCUGGCCAACCCGGAGACGGCCGCCGGACAGGCCGAGCUGCGCGCGUCGUGCGUGCGCUUCCUGAUGGACAAGACGGCGCCCGGCCUGGCCGCCACGAGGAUGAGGAUCGCCUUCCGCCGGAAGUACCGGACGCCGGGGGCGACCGCCGCGGAGCAGGCGCGCAACACCGAGUCCCGCAUGGCGCCCAUCCUGGCCGAGGUGCUGAGCGUCGCGGGGGAGGGCGCCCCGACGGGCGGCGCGGACGACCUGGCCCCGCCGUUCCUGGCGCCGCCGCGGGGCGCCCGCAAGGCGGACCGCGAGGACUACAAGCAGCGCCUGUACGGCAGCGUGGUGGCCGCCGCCGUGCUCCGCUCCGGCCUCGGCAGCCCGGCCGACCCCGCCGUCAUGAAGGAGGCCAGCGCCGCCAUGCAGAGCGUGUACCCGGCCAAGGACCUGCCGCACCUGCUGCGCCUGGCCCCCGAGGCGCGGCGCGCCCAGCUGCUCGAGGUGUGCCGCAUCUCGGCCGGCAUCCGCAUCUUCAACUGGGACUGCCGCAAGGCGGGCCACGGGCUGCUGGACCUGCCUGGCUUGGUCCAGGAGGCCGCGGCCGUGACGCUCGAGCAGCUGCGGAGCGCGGUGGACGCCGUGGAGGCCCAGCUGUGGCCGGCGACCAGGGCCUUGGAGGUCCUAUACCAGGGCAAAGGGGAGGCCAACUGGCCCGAGUCCGACGUGGACCUCCUCAAGGACACCGUCGUGUACCUCCGCCAGCAACAGGUGCUAUUCAGGCGGUUACUUGAAGACGUGGAGCAGGUAGGCGCGGAGGUGCGGCGCCUGACGGGGGCGCUGCAGGCGGGGCUGUCUGGCGUGCACACCGUGGUGCAGGCCAAGACGGCCGUGCCCACCAACGAGGUCUACCCGCAGUUCGUGUCGCUGGCGUCCACGUGGGAGGCCCUGGAGGCCCAGGCCGUGGUCGUCAGCAAGGCCGCCAACCUCCACCGGCGUCUCCAGGCGUACACACGGGGCGUGCGGACGGUCGAGGCCGCCGUCAUCGACGGCAUCCUGGAGGGAGACGCUGUUGGCCCUCCCCCGACGGACGGCGAGCGCGUGUCCUCGGCGCUGCCGCCCCCGCCGUCUCACUCCGACAAGCAGCUGGAGGCGGCGCGGCGACGGCUCGCCAGGGACAUGGGCCGCGGCGACGUGGCUGCCGAACUGCAGGGGUUUUGCCCGUGGUUCCUGGCCGUGUCGGGCGGGGGUCUGGUGCCAGGCUGCCCCGCGCUGGGGCUGUGCGAGGCCGCGGGGGGCGUGGGCACGCGGCUGUACGCGCUGUCCUCGUUGGACGCCGCGGACCUGUUCUGCACCGACCCCAACUCGUGGACGCAGCGUGCCCUGGCCGAGGUCCGGCGUCGGCCUGCACUGGUGGGCCUGCUGGAGCUGAGCGCCGCGCUGCAGCCCGCCGCCCCGCCGAACGACACCGCGUGCGCCUCCACGCAGACCGAGGAGAGCGCCUACCGCCGCGAGUCGGUGGCGCAGACGUUCCCGCUCCGCGACGCGGCCGUGCAGUGCCCCAGGACGGUGGCGUGCAGCGCGGGGCCCUUCCUGGCCGCGGGCAUUGUUGAUGUAGAAAGUCUCUUCAAACUUAAUUCUGAAACCUGUUACUUCAGCGUGAUGUUCUUCGAGUGCUAA
Thrips palmi is the source of this 1740-nucleotide messenger RNA. Its product is annotated as cilia- and flagella-associated protein 206-like. Gene Ontology annotation, biological process: regulation of cilium beat frequency. The coding region runs from base 1 to 1740 and encodes 579 amino acids. The record is from RefSeq and is a predicted model, not a curated record. NCBI's taxonomy places the organism in Eukaryota, Metazoa, Arthropoda, Insecta, Thysanoptera, Thripidae. Gene Ontology annotation, cellular component: ciliary basal body; axoneme. The transcript is spliced from 11 exons.